UCCCUCCUCCCUGCACUGUCCCGGUUAGGGUGUCUCGCGCAUGCCGUGCCUCCGGUGCACUCGAGCUGGAACCGCGAUGGCGAGCGUCCGAGCUGCAGGAGCUCUGUGCAGACUGACAACACGCAAAUACUCUCCCUUCUCAGGAAAUGGACACCGUAACCUCUCUGUGUCAGCAGCCUUACUUGCUCGCACUCAUGUUAAUUAUGAGAUUAAAGAUGACGUGGCAGUGGUGAGGAUCAACGAUCCGACCUCCAAGGUGAACACUCUGUCGAAGCAGCUGCAGGCCGAGCUGACGGAGGUGAUGCGGGAGGUUUGGGGAAACACAGCGGUUAAGAGCGCGGUGCUCAUCUCCACCAAACCGGGCUGCUUCAUCGCCGGGGCUGAUAUCAACAUGAUCAAGGCCUGUAUGAGUACAGAGGAAGUGACAUCACUGUCACAGGAAGGACAGAAGAUGUUUGAGCAGAUUGAGAAGUCGCCCAUCCCUGUCGUGGCGGCCAUUAACGGCUCCUGCCUGGGCGGCGGCCUGGAGUUUGCGAUCGCGUGUCAGUACCGAGUGGCCACUAAGAGUAAGAAGACGGUUCUGGGUACUCCGGAGGUGAUGCUGGGACUCCUGCCCGGAGCCGGAGGAACUCAGAGACUACCCAAGAUGGUGGGACUUCCUGCUGCGUUUGAUAUGAUGUUGACGGGGAGGAACAUCCGAGCAGACAAGGCCAAGAAGAUGGGUCUCGUCCACCAAGUCAUCGACCCACUGGGUCCAGGACUGAAGAGCCCAGAGGAAGGGACUAUAGACUAUCUGGAGGAAGUGGCUGUGGGCGUCGCUAAAGGCCUUGCUAAUAAGAAGGUCACAGUGGAGAAGAAGAAAGGCUUAAUGCAGAAGCUGCAGGAUUCGGUGAUGGGAAUGGCUUUUGUGAGGAAACAGAUCUACAACACGGUCACCAAGAAAGUCAUGAAACAAACCAAAGGCCUUUAUCCAGCACCACUCAAGAUCAUAGAGUGUGUGCAGACGGGUAUAGAGAAAGGUUCAGAUGCAGGAUACCAGAAAGAGUCAGAGAACUUUGGCAAGCUGGCGAUGACGUCGGAAUCGAGCGCUCUGAUUGGUCUGUACCAGGGUCAGGUGGCCUGUAAGAAGAAUAAUUUCGGUAAACCAGAGAGAGAAGUGAAGACCUUGGCGAUCCUGGGGGCGGGGCUUAUGGGGGCGGGUAUCGCCCAGGUAACUGUGGAUAAAGGCGUGGCCACCCUCCUGAAGGACACGACGCUGGAGGGACUGGCCAGAGGACAACAGCAGGUCUACAAGGGACUGAACGAUAAAGUGAAGAAGAAGAGCAUAACGUCGUUUGAGAGAGAUGCGACUCUGUCGGUCCUGACUCCGCAGCUGGACUACAGCGGCUUUAACAAGGCUGACAUGGUGAUCGAGGCCGUGUUCGAGGAUCUGGCCAUCAAACACAGAGUGCUGAAGGAGGUGGAAGCAGUGACCCCGCCGCACUGCAUCUUUGCCUCCAACACAUCAGCGUUGCCCAUCAGAGACAUCGCCGCCGUCAGCACCAGACCUGAGAAGGUGAUUGGGAUGCACUAUUUCUCUCCAGUUGAUAAGAUGCAGUUGUUGGAGAUCAUCACCACUGAUAAAACUUCUAAAGAUACGACAGCGUCGGCUGUAGCUCUCGGCCUCAAGCAGGGCAAAGUCAUCAUCGUGGUGGGGGAUGGGCCGGGAUUCUACACAACUCGCUGCCUGGCUCCGACCCUCGCAGAGGCGAUCAGAGUGCUGCAGGAAGGGGUGGGGCCUAAGAAGCUCGAUACCUUGACGACAGGUUUUGGAUUUCCCGUCGGCGUGGCAACUCUGUUGGACGAGGUCGGCGUCGACGUGGCAGCUCACGUGGCAGAGGAUCUUGGGAAGGCGUUCGGUUCGCGGUUCGGGGGCGGGAACGUGGAGGUGCUGAAGAGCAUGGUGCAGAAUGGCUUCAAGGGGCGUAAGGCGGGUAAGGGCUGUUAUGUGUACGGAGCCAAAUCGAAGGAUAAGCAGCUGAACUCUGGAACUGAAGAGAUUCUGCAGAAGUUUAAACUGGUGGCGCCCCCUGCUGUGUCUGGAGAUGAGGACGUACAGUAUCGGCUCGUGUCCCGAUUCGUGAACGAGGCUGUCCUGUGUCUCCAGGAGGGAAUUCUGCCCGAUCCGGUACAGGGAGACAUCGGAGCUGUGUUCGGACUGGGCUUCCCUCCCUGUCUAGGAGGUCCCUUCCGUUUUGCGGACUCUUUCGGAGCUGAUAAACUUGUUCAGAAGAUGAGACGUUACGAAGAGGCGUACGGAAACCAGUUCACCCCCUGCCAGCUCCUGCUCGAUCACGCCAAGGAUCCCAGCAAGAAGUUCCACAAGUGAACCUCAGAGCUCGAAAGGUUAUAACCCGUGUAACCGCCUUGCAGCCUUUCAACCUCGAGCUUCGUCCUGAGGAGGAGCUUUAUCCCUGUGCCUAAGUCACGUCCAUAUGUACUGUAACAUAUAAUCUGGAGUGCAUAACUACUUCGCAUGAAUUGCCUUAACGAACCAGACGUUUUUUUCGGUCAUAUGAACUGCUGCAUAAUGAUCAUUUUAAGUGCCGUUUUUCACAACUUUCAGUUCCGUUUCAGUUCUGCUGAGACUAGUGUACAUAGGAAUUGAUUCCUGCCUCCACUUGCACAUAGCGAUGUUUUGUUUUUUUUUUUCAUACAUGAGAAUUAUUGAACUGUCAAUUCACUACAUAAUUCAUAAAAUCAUUUUUAAUGUUUGUGUGGUCUAAAAAUUAUGCAAAACACAAAUUUGUAGCAUAUCUGUACCUGCAAAGAAGCAAAAAUGCACCUUACACUCUGGAAUUGGGGCUGGUAGUGUAUUUAACGUUGCUCACUUCUUGCUAAACCUUUUUUUCUUAGGAAAUCCUUGUUUUUUUUGGGUUUUUUUGGAUUAAAAAUCAUUGUUUUCUCUGAGUUAGCAUUUGUAUGCAGGAGCCUAGAUGGGGAAAAUCAGGCCUUUCUCAAGUGUUUGCUGUUAAUUUAUCUCUCAUUUGUUUUGACAGCAAAAGUGGGCGUGUCCUAAUUGGAAGUGGGAGUGGUUUGCUAAGAGCCACAGUUAAUUCACCAGAAAAAGGGAGGCGUGAAUGUACAAGCGAAGUCAUGUUUUAUAGCUAGCAGCUAACCUGGAACUAAGUUAACUAGCUAGUUUAACUAGCUAGCUAGUUGCUUUAAAUCAUGAGUUGGCAAAACAGCAACGCUACUCCAGAAAUUAGUCACGAGAUGCAGUGUUUAUUGGUAAAUAGGUAAGACAUGGAGUCAGUAUUUUUUCUCUUGAAAAUAUUAACUAGACUCCCAUUAGCUAGAAUUCUUUAAUUUUCUAGCUAACAGAAGACGAGCUAGCAGGAAGGACUAAAUUAGAAAGAAAGUGUGUUCACCAGGUCUAAUUUCACUAAAACCCACUUCAAAAUAACAGCUACAUGAUUGUGAGUGGAUUAACACAGUAUAAAAUUUGCAGCACAACUGUCCAACGUCAUCCAACGUCAACAUCAUAUUAUCCAGUAGCCAGGCAGGAAGUGACAAAUUCUGCACAGGAAAUUAAUCAUAUUGGGAAAGGGUUUAGGUUUUUUUUAUUAUUAUUAACCAAUUAAACACUUUUUUAAAAUAAUGUUUUCACUCAGGAACGAUUUCGAGUGAUUUUUUUUGUUUGCACUUCUGAUUAAAUAAUUACAACUAAAUAAUUCAGUCUGUUUUCAGGUUUUGUUGUCAGUUUUCUAUAUUGUUUGUACUCAUGAUUUUGUGAAUUAUUCUAAUUCAGUGAGCUAAUAUUUGGAUCCGUCAGUAUUUUCCCAGGCCGUGUUUAUUUUCCAGACAAAUUUUCCUGCAAAUAAACCCAAAGUGGAUUUUA
Messenger RNA from Pangasianodon hypophthalmus (striped catfish), 3880 nucleotides. RefSeq names its product hydroxyacyl-CoA dehydrogenase trifunctional multienzyme complex subunit alpha a (gene hadhaa). Gene Ontology annotation, biological process: fatty acid beta-oxidation. Gene Ontology annotation, cellular component: mitochondrial fatty acid beta-oxidation multienzyme complex; mitochondrion. The record is from RefSeq and is a predicted model, not a curated record. Bases 41 to 2368 code for a protein of 775 amino acids. NCBI's taxonomy places the organism in Eukaryota, Metazoa, Chordata, Actinopteri, Siluriformes, Pangasiidae. The transcript is spliced from 20 exons. Gene Ontology annotation, molecular function: long-chain (3S)-3-hydroxyacyl-CoA dehydrogenase (NAD+) activity; NAD+ binding; enoyl-CoA hydratase activity.